GCUAGGGACACUCAGGCUGUGCAGGAAAGGGCUUGAUGAUGCUGAAUGUUCUCCUGCCAGGAAAUCAAACAGGAGAGGAGCCGGUACACCUGUGCAAAACUGAAGAGGAGGAAUCGGUACACCUGUGCAAGACUGAAGGGGAGGAGCCAGUACACCUGUGCAAGACUGAAAGGGAGGAGCCGGUACACCUGUGCAAGACUGAAGGGGAGGAUUCGUACAUCUGUGCAAGACUGAAGGGGAGGAGCCGGUACACCUGUGCAAGACUGAAGGGGAGGAGUCGGUACACUUGUGCAAGACUGAAGGGAAGGAGCCGAUAUACACCUAUACAAGACCGAAGGGGAGGAGCCGGUACACUGUGUACAGACUGAAGGGGAGGAAGUACAACUGUGCAAAGGGGAGGAGCCGGUACAUACACCUGUGCAAGACUGAAGGGGAGGAGCCGGUACCCCUGUGCAAGACUGAAGGGGAGGAGCCGGUACACCUGUGCAAGACUGAAGGGGAGGAGCCGGUACGCCUGUGCAAGACU
Molecule: messenger RNA, 526 nt
Organism: Staurois parvus
Lineage: Eukaryota; Metazoa; Chordata; Amphibia; Anura; Ranidae
Source: the annotation of a GenBank genome assembly